AUGGCUACCGCUCUGCUAGGGUACGGGGACCGAGACAACAUCGAGUACUCUUGCGGAGGAUCCCUUAUUUCACCCAGUUUUGUCCUCACGGCCGCCCACUGCGCACGUUUGGCCGCGCUUCCAGUGAGAUGGGCCUUGUUGGGAGCCACAAACCGGACUAGUGAGAAGCCGAAAGUGAACGACACCCACCAGCUCAUUGAGAUUGCGGCGGUGAUAGUCCACCCCGAGUACGUCGCAUCCCUGAAAUACCACGACAUUGCGUUGCUGCGUCUCUCGCGCCCUGCAGUGGUAAACCAGGACGACGUGCGGCCUGCCUGCCUUCACACGGACGUGGACGAGGACGUCACCGGCAGCGAGGCAGUCGCCACUGGGUGGGGUGCCACAGAUUUCGGUGGCGAAGGAAGUGAAACUUUGAUAAAAGUUAACUUAACUGUGCGUGAUCUUGCACACUGUAAAGCAAACUUGGAGUUGAACCCGAAACAGCUGCCCCGAGGGCUGAUAGGAUCACAGCUUUGUGCGGGAGGUGGCUCGCAUGGACGGGACACGUGCCAGGGUGACUCUGGAGGCCCCCUUCAGAUCCGUGCCGAUCCAAGACAUACUACAACCUGUAUCUACCGUAUCGUCGGAGUUGUUUCCUUUGGUCCUCCAUGCGGAUUGGGCAAACCCGCAAUCUACACGAGGGUUUCUGCCUACGUUCAGUGGAUAGAGAGCAUCGUGUGGCCCACGCGGGAAGACGGAUGUUUCAAAGCAACGUCGCUCAGAGGUGACGGAAUAUCCGUGCCGUAUAGUGGUCCUGGAACGGUUGCCAGAGGCAUGUGCCGAAUUUACCACAUCGAUUUCUGCCCCAACUAUUCUCCACAUAUCCAACAAGCGAAACCGGAUCUGACUAGGGACACUUCCUGUCAUCACUUCAAACCAAGCCCAGCCAGGGACAUGAGGAAACGUCACACAACGGUGACGAUGCAGUACGGCAGCUCCACGUACAACAUUCAACUCACGUGUGCCGGUGCACUCGUAUCCCCAAACGCUGUUCUCACCGCUGGCCGCUGCAGCUCUCUAGGAUGUCUGCCACUUACUAAAGUUGUGGUUGGGUUCCCCAGCGAUUGCACUGGUGAAUGGAUCAUGGACGUGGAGUCCGUGCACGUGCACCCUAACUACAAAGCGGGUCAGGGCUACGACGACCUUGCUGUCGUCAUUCUGCGACAGUCCAUUGAUCUGCGGGACUUCCUUCCGCUGUGCCUCAACACGCCGGCGCUGGGGCUAGUGGCGCCCGGGACCCAGGCUCUAGCAUCGGGAUGGAACAUCCAGCGAAGCUGGGAAGACGCACAUUUCGAUCUGCCGCUGACGAAUCUGACCAUAUCCAAGCCUGGUGACUGCGCCGAUGCCCUUCUUCGUCACGACGUGAUCCGGGCAGCCCUGCCGAGGGGGCUUCUGCCGUCGCAGCUCUGCGCUGGAGGUCUCUGCAGUAAUGACUCGUAUUCGGGUGACCCUGGUGUCCCACUGACGGUGAGGGACUACACACUCGUCACGCCCUUCGACGAACAGCACCACGUCGAUCGCGUGCUUGGAGUGGCGUCUUCACUUUCCUACUGCACUGCAAGGACGCAGAGCGGCAAUAGCCUGCCUGACCUCUUCACGAACGUCCUCAACUUUUUGCCUUGGAUCGAGAGCGUCGUGUGGCCCAAUCAGGCGUAGUGGGAUCGGAAUCAUCCGUGGAAACAGGAAUCAGAAUAUGAAUCCUCACUUGUAUCGGAUAUGGACUUGAAAUCGACCCAGGCGCUCCAAGGCCUGCGGAGACGGUCUUUAUAAAGACUGACGCUUUUUUAGGUCCAGAGUCGCUGUACAGGACUCGGAUGGAACGUGUGACCCCCACUAAUGGGUUUUUACUCGAACGGGGAAUCCAUUGGUGGAGUAACACGUUUGGUUCAAGUCCUGUACGGCCACCCAGGAGCUCAAAAACGUGUUUAGAAUAAUGACCACCUCUACCGAUAUUCUGGGCCAAGGUACACCCUGGCCGGUGAUGUCUUUGUGCACUCGUGCGGCUAUUUCCCGUACGAUUUAGGCGUUAAUAUAAAUUGGGAUGGGCACACUGCAAGAAAAAGUGUGAACAGUACUACAAAAGUACAACAAAAACUGUACAAUAAAAGUACAACAGGGAUUGUAGAAUGUACAACGAGAAUUCACAAACCACAACGAGGCCUGGACUACACAGCACUCCUCAUGCCGGUUCCAUUGUACUUUUUGUACUUUGCAAGUACAAUAAAUUCCUGAUAAAAUAUUUGCCAGAAAUUUGUGUACUUAUGUUGCGGUUUUUUCUUGCAGUGCAAGUGCUUUGCGAUUAUAAGUCAUUGGAUCUGGCGUUUCUGCACUGUGAGAUUUAAAAAAAAAUUAUUUAAGGGGUAUGACAAAGGAAUCAAUGUUUUAGGAGACAUUGUUCAUUGAGUUGUGUCGCCAAGCAUACACUGUAAAAAUUAAUAUCCGGAAUAAACGACGGAUCCUUCGGCAAAAAAAUUGCCAACGAUUCCUUCGUUAAUUUACGAAGCUCUUCGUAUAUUUACAAAAACCUUCGUUAAUUUUUUGAAAGAUCUCUGCCGAUUUUACAAUCACAAUGGAAAUUUAUGAAGCACCUUCGUAAAUCUACAAAGAUCCUUCGUAAAUUUACAGGGAACCUUCGUUUAUAAACAAAGAACCUUCGUUAAUAUACAGAGAUUCUUCGUAAUUAUAC
Thrips palmi is the source of this 2725-nucleotide messenger RNA. RefSeq lists its product as uncharacterized. The record is from RefSeq and is a predicted model, not a curated record. Gene Ontology annotation, molecular function: serine-type endopeptidase activity. Bases 1 to 1695 code for a protein of 564 amino acids. NCBI's taxonomy places the organism in Eukaryota, Metazoa, Arthropoda, Insecta, Thysanoptera, Thripidae. Gene Ontology annotation, biological process: proteolysis. The transcript has 13 exons.